Amoebophrya sp. A120 is the source of this 1886-nucleotide messenger RNA. The record is from the annotation of a GenBank genome assembly. Lineage: Eukaryota; Dinophyceae; Syndiniales; Amoebophryaceae.
UUUCAACAGAAUGCAGAUCUCUUGAAUGGGCUGUAUGUUUUGAACCAUGACUACAGCAUCAACAAUCGGCCAGUCUACGAGCAGCCUUGGGACGGUGGUUCGUUUUUCUACUGGCCGUCAGCGACGUCGUCACAAGUUCGAUUUUGCGGCAACAAAGAGACUUACCUGCAGAAAUGCAACAAUGGAGCGCGGUACAUGGAUGGGGAGGCGGAAGUUCCGCAGGGGAGUUUCGUUCCCGAGGGUCCCGUCAGAGCUCGCGAAGUAUGCGAUGGCCUUUGGUCCGGAACCACGGUAACGUUCGAGGCUAACCGAAGGGGAGUGCCCAGCGACGCACGCAUCCUCGUUAACGAGUCCUAUUUUCGCAACAUCAUCCAUCAUCUCCAAUCGUACGAGCCAGAAGAGGUUGAGAAAAACAAGCUGUGCAUGCACGAGCAGACGGGGUGCUGUUUGUGUGCUUUUGACGAGAUGAAGGAGGCAUUGGUCGAGGAGCUGCGCAAAAAGUUGUGCGUGCCCAUCCCUGAUCUGCCCGACCGAAGGCAGAUUAAUGCAAAUUUGAACGCAGUCGUUUACAAGCCUUCGUUUCAGCAGAUGUUCCAGGAGAAGAUAACGCUGUACAAGGGUGGGGCAAUACUGGUGCCGAAUGAAGCAGAAAACAGUAACGCAGUGUACGAUCCGGAAUUGCUGGACAACGUCCGCCACUUUUUGCAGUUCGGGGAGGGGAGAGCUACUGAAACAGAGGAUCAGGGCGCCGUGCGACAAGUAGUGGCAACCUUGAUCGAGGCCGGAGACCUGCACCAACCGAAGCAAUUUGCGGGGACCUACGCCUGGGUGGGUGACAAGGCGCAGGACUUCUACCUCGCGCUGGCAAGCGCGCACGCGGGCGGGGAGAGGCUCUCCCCCGGCCAAAUCGACCCGAUUCGGCAGCAACUGUUCUGCACGAAGACUCUUGGCGCGGGGCUGGGGCGAGAAGUUGCGGAACGACGCGAAGAGCAGUUGGGACGGAAGGUUUGCGCGGACGGGGAAUCGGGCGACAUUUUCCGUGGCCUUCAGCACAUCAUGAGGGGACAGAAGUAUCCAGAUCCGAAUGCUUUCGGCGUGUACCGCCCCGUUUCCGAACUGGUCCAGCGGUCGAUCGCAGCCGCGCAAGCGAGCAGAAGCAGCAGUUUCGCAGCAGCUCCAUAUGGCGCUGCGGGAUACGGGGCUCCAGGCACGAGAUAUCAUAAAACAGGGAGUGGUGCGAAGGGACAAGGGAAGAAUGGGAAAAAUCACUACUGGAGCAAAGAGGGCGUCGAUGGUUACUAUCACAGCGGCAAAUGCAAAAAAGGCGGUGGCAAAGGGAAGAAGCCGUGGUCCACCGUUGGACAUCGAUUCGAGUAAUCCGUUUCGGGAGGGCUCCGUGAUGAGCAGGAGGCCGCAGAUGAACGAUUUGGUGCUGUCUGCAUUCACAACUUCUUCACUUCGUUUGUGCUACUACGCAACGACUUUCAAAUUAUCCGGUAUGAACACGAACUCCGAUUGACAAGACCGCUUGUUACGCGGGUCUUUUCCUUCCUCCUCGAUGAAAAAAGAGAUUGAGUAUCUAUCAGGCGAGAAAAGCAGAUACAAUCUGCUCGAAAGGGACAAAAGUACAAAAGACGAGUCGUGUCCCUAAGAUUUUCUUGUCGAGCUAGACGUCAUGGUUCACUACAAAAAGUGCAGGGAGGGUGCUUUCUUGGGGAAUUGAAAACAUUACAUAUCCAGAAGAGCGCUGAAACCGAAGUGAAGAGUGCGCGUCGGUGCCCGGAGCGAGAGAUAUUUUUUCUCGAGACCCUGACGCUCUGAGACCCAAACCAGCGAAACACGACGGCAGCGGGGUUUUUUUUGUGUUUCGAAUGACGGGAAAAAAA